Molecule: messenger RNA, 249 nt
Organism: Ilex paraguariensis (yerba mate)
Lineage: Eukaryota; Viridiplantae; Streptophyta; Magnoliopsida; Aquifoliales; Aquifoliaceae
Source: the annotation of a GenBank genome assembly
AUGAGUGGCAACAAGGCCACACCAUACCUCUCCUCUACCCCUCCCAACUCCUCCACAAAAGUUAUAUCUACAUUACCAUCUUCAACACUCAAGCAAACUCCCUGGGGUCGUGCUUCCCUCCACAACAUUGAUAUCUGUUAUCAAUAUCUUCCAUCCACAAACAUUAUCGGAAUCCCUCUUGCGCCACAGAACUCAUCAAACUGCACUUUGCAGAAGUCCAGUAGACUCUCCAACCUGUUAGCUGCAUAA